Passer montanus (Eurasian tree sparrow) is the source of this 2866-nucleotide messenger RNA. It is a transcript of the gene CUNH19orf44, whose product is annotated as chromosome unknown C19orf44 homolog. The transcript has 8 exons. The record is from RefSeq and is a predicted model, not a curated record. Lineage: Eukaryota; Metazoa; Chordata; Aves; Passeriformes; Passeridae. Bases 71 to 1978 code for a protein of 635 amino acids.
CCGGCCCUCAGAAGCCUCCGGUGCCUCGGGCGGGGCGGACCGGCGGCGUUCUCCCGGCCCCGCUCCCCUCAUGCCGUCCGUGCUGCGCCCUUCAGCGCUGGCCCGGCCCGGCCCGGCUGGCCGCGCUCUCUCGGGCACCCGCGGGCAGGGCCGCAGCCAUGCGCCCCGCGGUGACCUGACGGCGCUGGACACGGAGCUGGGGAGCGCUGGAGGCGCUCCGUCGCACCUGCGGUUCCUGAAGCCGUGCGAGGGAACAGCCGGGGCGGUGCGGCCGCGGAGCGCCGUGCGGGCGGGGAGCGCUCCGGGCAGCGCCGCCCACGCGCGCCUGAGCGCCGUCCUGAGCAAAGUGGCGCAGCUGGAAAGCAAAAUCAUGGGUCAGAAAAAGCGCCUGGAAUUGCACAACACCGACUCGGGCCUGGGGUGCACCUCCUCUGCCUCUGGGCGUGAGGGUGGUGCCAAGGGCAGGAGGUACUGGAAGAAUUAUGGUGCCACCGGUGGGAACGGGACCCGCAGGGAUGCCUGUUCUGGGGAAGAGGAGAGCACGCCAAGCCCUGAAAGGAGUGUUGUGGUUAAACAACAGCUUGAUCUGGAUAGUGAUGAAGAGGAAAUGAGGGAAUUGAUGGAGAGCUCGUUGGGGCUUUCCAGUGGAAGUGGGAAUCAGAAGGUUCUGAGUAAGACUCCAGCUCCAUCAGGAAAGGCUCCUCCACCUCGUAAGGAAGUUUCAUCAGCAGAGUUAUCUAAAGCAUCUUCUUCUCACAACAAAGACUCAGAGGAAAGUGUGUCUGGUAGAGUUAAUUCACCAGCACCCUCACCCACCAGCAGAAACCUGUCAGGACAUCCCACGAGACCUCGACUGCUGUCAUCUUCCAUGCAAGACAGCACUGCAAAGAGUGCUCUGCCUAAAGCAGGCUGCACCAAGCAAAUCCAAGAAUCCCUUGAAAGUGUCAGAAGUGAAAUAAAGUCAUUAGAUGAAUUAUUUUCUGAAGGAACUGAUGCAGAAGAUCCAUCCAGCAGCAGUUUGAAAUACUUUGGGCUGAAUAUCAUGAGCCUUGAUGAUUUGGCACCAGAUACCACCAGUAAGGCAGCAGAAUUAAAGCAGAAAGGAGAAGACAUUCAGUUUACUCAAGAAUCAAACAAAUAUGUGAAAAAAGAUGCAUUGCAGGUGGAAGAGGAGCAGGCUGCUGUAAAAAUGACCAGUGCAAUAACUGCUGGGAGUGAUUCUUCUGCAGAAGAAGUUGAAAAAUGUGUGUCCGAAGCUGAAAUCUCUGAACAUUUAAGUGGAGUUUCCUCAGAUUUCCCUCCACACAAACAGGAUUAUCCUAAUCAGAAUGAGAGUACUCUUAAUUCAGAAUAUUCUGAAGACUUUGCAGGGUCUCAGUCUGCAGCAGACGGGGAAGAGGGACGUGCUGAGGGCUGCAGCUGCUCUGGAGCACACCCAUGCUCAGGGCCACCCCCAGAGCAGCACAGCCCGGGCCACCAAGUGAGUGUCACAGAAGCUGCAGUCCAGACAGCAGAGCCUCCCUGCAGCUCCUGCUGGGCAAAGGCACUCCCCGCUGCAGCGCUCGCCCCGCCCGUCGGCACCAGCUGCAUUGACCCAGUGCCAACUGCCAGUCACACCAUCAGCCCGGAUGCAGUAGAAGCCCUGAGCGCGUACAGCCCCUCGGCUCUGCUCUUACACACCCUGUGCAAGCAGCACCUGAUGCUGACCCAGCAGUUUGUCCAGAACGUUCAGCACCUUCACACAGUCCUCGUGGAGUCCUUGGAGCAUGAGAAGUUUCGCUACCAUACCCUGGAAGAGGCUAAAGAGUACAUCAGGAAUCACAAAUCCCCACCUCUAACAAUUGAGCAAGCACUUGAAGAAAUUCGGAGAGAAGCCAGGAGGAACUGCUUGGACAGUUAUUGCACUUCAAGUGACAUUUGUAUUCACAGGGCUAAGGCUGAAACAAGAAACCUUCCACGUUGCACAGAUAAAAGAUGAUAAACUGUGUUGGAAGAAUUCAUACAAACUGCUAUGUUAGUAUAAAUUAGUUAGUACAAGGUGCUAAUUAUUGUAUAUAAUUUACUUUUCUAUACCUGAAUGUUUUGUGUACACAAUACAGAGAUACACAGGAACCUUCAGCCAGACUAUGUCAGCAGAAGAGACAUCAAGACAACACUUGUAUCUCAUGGGACUCUGAUAAGUCAUCACAGUGCACACAUUUAUCCAGUGCAUUGUGAGAUCUGUGAUCUCAUCUGUGAUGGUGGCACAAGUGAAAGUCUGUACUAGAGCCUGAGAACACAACCACAGCAGAAAAUUACCAUAUCCUGACUUCAGUGCCAUUACCCAAACAGUGUUUCUGUAUAAUCAGCCUUGUCAGGCUACAACAAACCCCAACACCCACUUGGGUGUGUUCAUUAAGAUAAUUCAAAACAAGGAAGGCUUGCAUCAAGGUACAGGAAAUCUCAGCUGCAUUUUUAUUUUUAAAAAAAUUGUUUAUUGGAAGGCAAAACAACAACGUUCACAAGUUGGUAACAUACAGGUGUUGUAUGCUGAUUCACAGACAGGUACAGUUCCACAACUACAGCAGAUCUAGAACAAACUGAUACUCCACCAUAUUAACUGGAUGGUUUUAUGAGGGUUUUUGCUCUACAAACAAACAACUGGAACAGGGAACCACCACGCAGACCUGGGAGUGGAAGUGCAGUGUAAGGGCCUAACAGCUCUAGCUGGUGCUCUCUGGGAACAGUUACAAAAGAUUUGUUUCAUUUUUCAUUUAGAUUACAGCAAGUUUCCAAGUUUCUCGUUGAUAGAAACGUGUAGAGCAGAGAAAAUGGAUUCUCUUCUAUUGAACUAAUUAGCUUUUAUUAAAGGGUAUAUACAAAAAUA